Plasmodium vivax (malaria parasite P. vivax) is the source of this 9329-nucleotide messenger RNA. RefSeq names its product Protein kinase domain containing protein. Gene Ontology annotation, biological process: protein phosphorylation; regulation of cytokinesis; mitotic cell cycle. The record is from RefSeq and is a predicted model, not a curated record. The transcript is spliced from 2 exons. Gene Ontology annotation, molecular function: ATP binding; protein kinase activity. Gene Ontology annotation, cellular component: spindle pole; cytoplasm; centrosome. NCBI's taxonomy places the organism in Eukaryota, Apicomplexa, Aconoidasida, Haemosporida, Plasmodiidae. The coding region runs from base 1 to 9027 and encodes 3008 amino acids.
AUGCAGCUGAAGACGAAGAUCCCCAACUUCCUACCCCCCGAGCCAGACAGGAACGCCCCCAAUUGUAUAAGCAUCGAGGACGAGCUGAUACAGAACAUGCACCAGAUUUACCAGCAGCAGCGUGAAGAGGGCGGCAGCAGGACGGGGGCUACCCCGCCACAUCUCCUGGUGGACCCCGAGGACUGCCUGGACUUCCUUCCGUUUAACAGAACCCCAGAUGUGCACAGCAUCUGCGUUGAGUUGAAGCUGAAGUUGGACGUUAGGAACGCAAAUGGGGAGGCAGACCUCAAUUCGGAAAUCUACCUGAACAUUAACCCGAGGGGAGUCAUGUCCAGGAACCAGCGGAGCAUCGCCUACCAGUACAGGAGCACCGAGCCGGUGCGCGACGAGGGGCUGAGGCAGCUCACCCGGGAGCAGCGGAUGAAAUACUUCACCACCCUGUCGCACCAACUCGCCGGGAGGGCAGUCACCUUCCAGGGCACCACUUACAAGCUGCUGAACGUGCUGCAGACGGCCAUCUACGGAGGGGUGUACCUCGCGCAGGUGGUCCAGUCCGAGCACGACGGCCCAGCGCACAAGAAGAAAGCCAUCAAAAUAUUGUCCAAGAAUCUAAUCGAGUUGGCAAAGGAUAAAGUGCAAGAAGACCCUCUCUCAGAGUAUCGCUACCGAAGUUGCAUGAGUGGGCACAGCAACAUCCUGAGCUGCGACUGCAUUUUCGACGACGAUUACUACGUGUAUAUGAUCAUGCCCUUUGCAGUCCACGGAGAUCUAUUUGAAGUUAUGAAGAGAAGAAGGAGACCAUUCACAGAGGAGGAAGCCAAGUACCUCUUUUACCAAAUCCUCCUAUCUGUUAAGUUUUUACAUUGUAGGAAGUUAGCCCUCAGAGACAUAUCACUGGAAAAUGUCCUCUUAUUUGAAAAUGAGCAAAACGGAUUGAUCUAUCCCGUUUUGAAUGACCCUGGUCAGGCGACCUACUUCAGUUUGGACAAGCGAAAUGAAGUCUCCCUCUUAGAGUGCUCAAAAAUAUUUGGAAAGAUUUUCCGCCCACCAGAGGUGUAUGAAAGGUGUAAAUAUGACCCCACAAAGGUGGAUGUAUUUUGUGUUGGCUACAUUUUAUAUUUUUGCUUAACCAAGCAGGAGCUCUUCAGAUGUACCUUGGCAAAGGAUAUGCACUGGAAUUUGCUCAAGAGUAGACGUUACCAUGAGCUCUUGAGGGAUAAGAAGGGACUCCACUUGUCUGAACCUGCCUUAGACUUCAUUUUUCGAUGCCUAGAACCCGAUUUUAAAAGGAGACUCGAAGUUGGGGAGGCGUUGAGGCACCCCUGGUUCAGGGGGAACUUCUUCCCCGUGCACAACCAGAGUUUGUUUCACCUGCAGGGGGGGGACGCGCCCACAGGGGAAGUUACCACAGGAGAAGUUACCACGAAGGAAGUUACCACAGGGGAAGUUCCCACCAAAGAAGAUACCAAAGGAGACUCCUCCGCGCCCAUCUUCAAACUCUCCAAAGAAAUCGAACGCUGCGCGAAGAGGAAGAACAUAGCCAUAGGUCAAAACGCCUCCAUCCAAUUCAGCAUCUACGAGCAUGUAGUCGUUCCCCCUCUUCCUCCUGCCGCGCCCCCCCAGGUGUACGUCGGCGGGGAUAACAGCCCCUCCCCUUGUUUGAGCACUACACACAGGAGGGAGUACCCCCCAGGGUGUGAGCCCCAUGUGGGGGGUGGCCUCACCAUGGGGGAAAAGCCACCGCACCGGUUCGGCCCCAUCGGGGGGAAGCGCCCUGACGACACGCCAAGCUGGGCUACCGCCGACGGGGGUACACCCACGUGGACAGACCUGAACGGCACCUGCAAGGGGGUCCCCCCCCACGUAGGUGGUUACCCCAAUGUGGGUGGUUAUCUCAAAGUGGGCGGUCACCCCAAUGUGGGCGGUCACCCCAAUGUGGGCGGCCCCCCCAAUGUAGGUGACCCCCCGAAUGAGGCGUCGCCCACCAGCCCCACAGAUUACCACCUCGGCAAGGUGGCCACGCGUGCUCACUACACUUUCGCGAAGCAACCGGGAGUUUUGCGGAAGUCACCCCCGCCGGCGGAGAAACCAGAAUGGGCCCAGCAGUAUGGGGACUCCGCGUCUACCCACAUGGGUCUCACCCCCUGGAGAGGAGCAGACCAGCAGAGCAGUCCUCAUAACUCACCACCGAGUUGCAGCGCAGCGAGGGAGAAGUCUAAGUGGAAUUUUGUGAGCAGCCCCGCAAAAGGCGCAUACAGGAUGAUCGGAAUGAAGAGGAAGAAGCAGAAGUUAAGUUCCGUUGGGGGAGAAGCAGAAGCAGAAGCAGAAGUAGAUAGAGCAAUCGGAAGGGGUGACACCCCCUUCGUGGACAGCCCAAGCAGUGGCUUCCACAUAACCGCUAGACAGUCGUCCCAAACGGGGGAACAAGGAGAUACGCGUAAGGCGGGGCAGAAGAACCCCCACAUGCUGACCACUGCAGCGGUUGCCAAGGGGCGAGGGCUCCUGAGCAUCUUCUCCGAGAGGCAGUUCCCCAAUGGAGGAGGACCACCACAGAGUGGAAGAUUUGCCAAACAGCUUGCCUAUCCGAUAGGGCAUUUCAAAGAAGGGUCCUUCAUCCACGUCGAGGAGGAACAAUCUGAUUGGGGGAAUAUAUGCAGGAAGAACACCCCUCUAGAGUGGAGCAGAAAUUUAAAAGGAAAAGGUGUUACCAGAUGGGAGAGAGGCAAAGACCAACUGAUGAUACCACCAAGUGGGUACCAAAAUGGGUCACUUCACAUUCAACAGAGGGACACAGACAAGAGAGAAUGCAUCGACGAAGUGGCAGAGAUGGCAGUCCCUCACUUUGAAACACCAUGGGAGGUGAAGCUCAGCGAAAAGUGGAGAGACGUCCACAUGGGAGCUUUCAAAAAAGAGGAAGAAGAAGAAGAAAACUACUCAGCCGAAAUGGAAGGAGUUGUCUCCCCCAUGAGUGGAAGCCCCCUUCACGACGUCACAAUCGUAACAGGAGGGGAUACCCCCCAAAGGACAGAUCGGAUAGACACAACUGAUUCGAAUGGAGGAACAAAGAGUGGCGUCAGUUAUAAGCCUAACGGGGGAAAUGGCAAAUAUUACUCUCAUCUGAAUGAAGAGAUGCUUGCGGAGAGGAAUGCACCACCUUAUGGGGUAGCUCACUUGGGGGAGGCCUUCCAAAGGGGAGAGGAAGAAGCCCCUCCAAGUGGACUACACAACGGUGGAGAUCUCUACAGGGGAGUAAAGCGGUGGUGUAGUUUAGGCGGAAGAGAGGUCAUCUGGAAGGACGUUUCUCCAAAGGGGGUCUUCACUCCUUGCGAGGGAAAUUUUUUCAGCGGCGAAAGCACACCAAGCGUAAGUGAAAGCAGCUACACAGAUCGGCAUCUACAUAUGGGUGGGUCGAACGAAAAGGUAAAAGGGACUCCAUCGGAUGGGGAACUCCACAACGGGGAGUUACUCCCCCACAGAGAUGAAUCUUGCGCCUAUACGAAAGAGGAAGCGGCGUCUCCAAACUCGCGAAGCUUUCCAAGCUCACCAAGAUCCUCAAACGCCCGAAGCUUUCCGAACACCCCCUCACACGUGGAUAACCGCUCCGAUGUAGCUACUAGCCAUGCUGAAUCGCUCAAAGGGUGUUCCCCCCCGAACAAGCGUGAAGAACAGAAUCAAACGGAUUCUAACUCGUUCGGUAGAUGCAGCGAGGCGGAAUCCAGGCAUAUGUGCAGCAUCGUGAGUAGGAGCGCGUCCUCUUCCAUGGGCCAGGGGAAGGGAACUACCUCGGACCACUUAAUCACAACGAUGUCGUCGUGCCUGUCCGAGGAUGACUUGGAAGUGGCCAUGGUGAACGUGGAAAGGGAGUGCCCCACGCCGGGCGGCUCCAAGGAAAGGACGUGCACCCUGCAGGGGGGAGUGGCGGUUUGCGGUGAGGUGAGCAGUGAGGUGUGCAGUGAGGUGAGCAGUGAGGUGAUGGAGGAUGGACUUCUGUCGGGGGGACUUCUGUCAGGUGGACUUCUCUCCGGUGGACUUCUCUCCGGUGGACUUCUCUCCGGUGGACUUCUCUCCGGUGGGCUUCUCUCCGGUGGGCUUCUCUCGGGUGAACCGCACGACGAGGAGGAAGAUUUCAAAGACGCGCUGGAGUACGAGCUGGAACACGAGCUGGAGAGGGAGAUCAGGGAGGAGGAGCGGCAGCUCGAGAGAGAGCUGGAAGUGGAGCUGCAGAGGGGGGCAGAGGUGAAAAGGGGGGAAGAGGUGGAAACAAGCGUUAUAUCUGGCGCGUUAUCUGCCGUUGUAUCUUGCGUCGGAUCGGAGGGGGCAUCCUCCUGCGCAUCUGGCGGGGGAGAGCUGAACCGUGAAGGGGCCCCUGCAUCUGGAAAGGAGAAGGUUAGAAACGUGUCGGGUGGCACGUUGGAGGAGCGGUAUGAAUCCCUAUCGGGUGUGGAAAGCCAACCAGAGUGGUCCCCCGAGUGGUCGACUGAGUGCCCCCCUGAAUGGCAACAGACCAACGGUGUGAAGAGGCACCCGAACAGCACAUGGAGCCAUUCGACUAGCACAGAAAAGGGGAACCAAGAAAUUAAGGAAGCCUAUAAAAACUCACUCAGUGGAAAGAAAACGCAACAGGUUGGAGAGCUUAUGGUGGCAGAAGACACGAUGAACAAACGUGUAGGAGCAUCUGGGAUCACCACGAAGAGAAGAAGCAGUCCGUGCAAGUCCCAGCUGAGGAGAAAGAAGCCCACAAACAAAAUGAAAAAAGUGUAUUUUGGCGCCAACCAAGAAAAGAAGAAAAGCAAAAUUGUGAGGCUUCAGAAAUGUGUGCUCGGUGAGGGGUUGAGGAGCGGUUGGGGUGGACCCGCCAAGGGGAUCCCCACAAAGGGGAUCCCCACAAAGGGGAUCCCCACAAAGGGGAUCGCCGCAAAGGGAAUCACCACAAAGGGGAUCACCACAAAGGGGAUCACCACAAAGGGGAUCACCACUAACUGGAUCGCUUGCAGCGCCACGCCCCACCGAAAAGUCAGAGGCGAACCGAACGACGUGGGCUCCAUUGUAAACUGCGCGGGUAGGAAGGGGCCGCCCAAAACGAAGGCGAAGGUGCCCUGCGACAGGAAGAAGUGCCUAUCGAAGCGGCACACCAUAUCGGAGCUGCGCCUGGGGGGGGGCGUAAAUGGCGGCGGCAUAGGCGGUAUCGGCGGUAACAUCGGUCGCAGUGACCAUGCGAAGGCUCUGCCCAACCUGAGGGCCGCCAAAUCAAGCGGCAAAAUGUACAUUGGGAAACCUGUGGGGGGGAAGAACACUCUGCUGCAUCUGGCUGACACUAGGACCACCGGCGACGCGCUCCGUGACGUGGGGAAGAGACACACCAUUUCUAACGCGACAAUCGGAGGGAAGAGUCGCGAAGGUGCACAGACACCCUCGGUGAAGCCGAGGUGCGGUGAGGUCUACCACCCCAAGGGGGGCGUAAGGGGUAUGCAGGUGCAGCCCGCCUGGAGAGACACAGUCGGAAGGGUUAGCCUGAAAGGUGGCCCAAAGGCGUCCGGUGCCAUCCGCCGUAGCGUCCGUGGUAGCAUCUGUGGCGGUGAAGGCGGAGUGCUCGCCAGCCAGGUAGCCACGUGGAACGCCAAAGGUGGAGCAACGAAAGCUCGAAGGAACCACAACCAGGUGCAAAGCUCCUGUGCAGGGGAGAGGAACCAAAAGGAGCUAACCAAGAACCGUGUGGAAAAAGAAUUUAAGGGGAAGGAAGAAGGCACUCUGGUAGAAUCACACCGAGGAGGUGAAUCCCCCACGGAGGAGCCAACCACCGUAGAGGGAGACAACCCCCUCCAAGGGCUCAACACCACAGGGCUUUGUGCAAAUGGGGGAGAAGCACAUGUGGACCACGGAUUAGCUGGCCAAGAUGAAGUGUACAUGUGUUUAGCGGCUGAGAGGGAGGAAGGAGACCUCCUGAAUGGAGAUGUUACCCCAGUGGGGGGGAGAGAUAAAUUGGAAGAACACAGUGCAGGUGAAAGGGUGCAGGGGUGUUGCCAAGAAGUGUCUCUAAACUGGUUGGCGGUAAAUGAGGCCCCUUCACAAUGUGGAAGCGGCGAAGGUGAAGAAGCGCCCGAUCGGGUAAAGGGAAGAAGCACUCUGACGGUGGAGAUCCCCUUGGGGGGGGACUACGCGGAGGGGAAGUCGGCUUUGCGGGGAGGCCCUCAUGGGGUGGUACUCCCCAGACGGCUAAAGAUCAACGUGAAGAAGCGUCCAGGAGGGGCACCAACGGGUGGAAGGGGAGCAGCCGUAACGAAAGCAGGUGUAACGAAGGCAGGUGUAACCAAAGCAGCUGUAACGGUGGCAGGAGGAGGGAGCAGAAUCUCGAGUGACGAGCUGGUGCUGAAUAAAUUUUUGGCCGAGAUGGGGGGGAACCCCCCUGCAAGGGUGCCCAGACGGGACGGCUUGAAGAAGGGCAGCUCCAAAGGUAUCCAACCGGACAGAGCGAACGCGCACGGGGGAAGGGGAACCGCUGCGAUGAAGCAGAAGAGUUCCCUGUGCAGGAGUGUAGUGGGCAGUCAAAGGGAAAGCAAUGAGAAGGAGGGGCCAAAGGGGGGGCCAACGGGGAGACCACAUGAGAGACCAACGGGGAAACCAACGGAGAGACCACAUGCGAGACCAACGGGGACGAAGCAGACGAGGAAGAAUGAACGUAGGAGAAUGAAGGACGGGGUGGCCCAACGAGGGGGUGCUCCCUUUGUGGGAGAAAGGGAGAAGUGCCAAAACGGGGUGACGCCUAGCAGAGCCGAGCUGCGCGAAGGGAAGAACGCGAGGGCUGCCCAGCAGGGAAGCGGUGUCUACGCAGGCACAGAAAAGAAAGGGAGCUACCUGGAAAAGCGGAAAAGCUACGUCUUCUUUUUUAAGAGGGGCCUCAAAGGAAAGCUGGAGAGAAUGAACCGGGAGGCGGAGGCGGAGGCAGAACCGCACGGGGGGGAGGUGCAGGGCCUUUCGCAGGAGGGGGCGCAAGUGGGUGCAAAAAAUGGCUGUGGAAAAAAUGGCGGUGGAAAAAAUAGCGGUGGAAAAAAUAGCGGUGGAAAAAGGGACGAUUUAAAACCCGCUAAUGGAAAGCCCCCCUGUGGAACCCCCCCCUGUGGAAGCCCCACCGAUGCUAUCAAAGCGAAGAAGACCCGCGAAGGAGAGAACCCAACAGAGGAGCAACCAACAAAAUUGCAUAACGGUGCCCACCCGGGGGGAGCGAAGGACGUGCCUCCAUCGGAACCAAAGAACCUGCAUGGAGAGAUGGCGGCGUGUAGAUGCACCCCCAACAGUAAUGCAAAAGGGAAAGAAUUUUAUCUUCACAGUGGGAACAACGGUCCUACGAAUGGCAGUUGCCACCAAUCGGUUAGCGGCAAUGGGGUGACACCCCCCAGGGGGAACAUUACCACCCCCUCUGAUGAGAGGAAGGAGGUACACUUUAGCCACUUCCCCUGGAAGAAUGGACGGAGCAGUAACUCCUUGGGGAGACACAGCAUGGCAGUAAGUUGGAAGGACGCUUCUAAUUUAUACCGCAGUAGGAACGAUGGCGAAAAGGGGCAUGUUGUUGGAGCCUCCUCUCCAUCGAAUGCACCUCGAGGGGGGGUGCAAACUCCAGGAGGGUUGUUCACGGGGGGGAGGAAGUACCUUCCCAUUGGAGGAAACACAACGCAGGGUUAUGCUGCAAGGGGUUCACCUCAAAUGGGUUCUGCAAGAACUGCCGAGGAAGGGGAGCUAGAAUCCCUUUGGAGGAGAACCCCAGCGGGAGACACACAUUACGCAGAUGAGAUGGACAUUCAAGGGGACGAUGUGAAGGUUCACCAGAGAGGUACCCCCCCAGAGGGGUUAAUGGAAAGGGAAAUGGUUUCGACCAACCGGGUUGCUGCUAUAUCUUCGCAUUGGGACCACCGGGGUGACGAGGGGUCUCCCCCUGGUGAGUGGCGGCCGAAUGGGCAGCUCUCACAGGGGACGAUGCCGCGAAGACGGAUAGUGGGUGCCCCCAUGGGGGCAUCCCCAGUGAGGGCAGGUAGGAGCGAUGCGAAUGUGGCAGGUAAAGGCCCCCCCGCUGUAAACAGUCGAACCCAUGGAAAGGCAAAUCAGUCAUCAGAAGAACAGUACAGCCCAAACGAACCCACCAGUUUUACACACCACCAAAUGGGCAUUAACCGAUGCAGCAACGGUAGGACAGUGGACGCACGUGGGAAUACAAAGCAGCGUCGUUUGCCGAAUGCAAAGGAGAGGAUGCAACGCCUUCUUCAGUUCAACGAGGAUGUGCACAGGAGGGGCGAGAAGAACGCUCCCCAGGUUACCCCCGAGGUGGGAAGCCCUUCCGAGUGGUGGUCCCACGUAGAACAGGGCACCGACACGUAUCUGCUGAAGGACCAACGGAAAAAAAAACAAAAUGGGAACCCAUGUUUUAAUAUAAAAGGGGAUGACAUGAAGAACGUUUCCCCUUCGGCUAACCACUUGGCUCACGUGCAUGCAUCUAAGGGUGAACCGUAUAUGCACAUUAUGCAGAUUACGCAGAUGUCCGCGGUAAGCCCAAAAAACGCCGCUCCAGGGGGGAUCAGCCCCACUGGGAAAGCGGCACCGAUGGUACCCCGCAAUGUAGGCCAGAAGGACGAGGCACACAUGGCAAGACCGCUCAGUAACCACAACAGAUUCGCAGUCGCCAGGGGGACGAACCCAAAUGGUCCCACUCUUAGAGCGUAUCAACUGCCUAAUACACAUCAGUAUGGGGCUCAAAAGGUAUUCAUCAGAUGUAACGAACGGAAGGUGGGCUACCCAAUGGGUGAUGCAUCUGGAAGGAGGAGCCAACUAGAGGAGAGGAAAAACGAACAGAAGCGAGCAAACCGCAAUGAUGCGUAUGCGCAAGCGUUGGGAGGUACCCCCCAAGGGGGGCCAAGUAAAACCUACAUGUCUUUGCACGGGGCAGUUGCCCACGAAGAUCCGAGGCAGACAAAAAGCAACUUCACAACAGGAAGGAGCAAAAAGAAUUCCAAUUUGAGCAUCUUGUGGUGGAAGGCUUAGGGGAGGAUCGCCCCCUCCACUGCAGCUGCUUCCCCAAGCAGAGGCGCACACACGCACGUCGUCGUACGCGGCUGCUCAAAUGGCGUAGCGGCGGUUGUGUUAAUGGAACUUUCCUAGUCAGCCGACCACGCGGUGUGCCGUGCAACGCACGCUUCGCUUCGAAGCCCAGGUGCACUCCCCCCUUUUUGCUAAACAACUUUAAAUGUAUGCUCCACCGUGGGGCAGGCCACGCCAGUUUACCACGCCGCUUUGCCGCGUCCUAUUUUGAAGGCAACACGUUGUCUGUGCCUUCAACGGGGGGG